AUGGCCAUGAGGCCGUUGCAUGCUGCAGCUUUUUCUAGCUUGGCACCGGCACGCCGGAGUGCCAAACAAGCACCGCCGCUCCAUCGAACCUUCCUCGUUCCAUCUGCCUCGAUUCCUUGCUGGCCCGAGGUCGACGUUGAGCGACUCGCCGGCGCACCGCGCCUUGACACACUCUGCCGCUGCAUUGCAGCGACCUUUCACCUCGGUGCCUCAAGUGAGCCACGGUCUGACUCUUCCUUCUUGGCCGCAUUUGCCAAGCCCUCGUGGACGUCGCGGCUCGGCUUCGGACUCCUGGACAGCUUGGAUGGCCGUCCGCCCCCAGGUGCACGGCCUAUCGGGGCGGUGCAGGUGUCCGGACAGCACCUUCGAGUGACAGGGCCUUCGGAGCGGAAUCUCGGCGCGGCCCUCAAGCGGCUCUUGGAAGGCGAAGAGGAGCCAGGUUGGAGCUGUUGGGAGGAGGAGUCCUUACGAUCGCUUCUUCAUCGGAUCCUCGAGGCUCGCGGACGCUCUCGGCUGUUGGUGCUUCGUGAGGAUGCAGCGGCAGAUGCCUCCGAGGAGCUUGCAUUAGCUGCGGCAGAUGAGUCCACGGAUGUCUCCGCGGCUCUCAGCGCCUGGAGCACCUCGUCGUCGUAG
This is a messenger RNA of Symbiodinium sp. CCMP2592, 633 nucleotides long. The record is from the annotation of a GenBank genome assembly. NCBI's taxonomy places the organism in Eukaryota, Dinophyceae, Suessiales, Symbiodiniaceae.